Molecule: messenger RNA, 1575 nt
Organism: Sphenostylis stenocarpa
Lineage: Eukaryota; Viridiplantae; Streptophyta; Magnoliopsida; Fabales; Fabaceae
Source: the annotation of a GenBank genome assembly
AUGUCCACCUCUCUGCAUGAAUACUCUUCAAGCUUGGUUUUGCUCCUAAUCUUUACCUUGAUCUUCCUCUUUUUACAUACUGCCAUCAAUCUUUUAUCUAAACGGAAUCAUAAUUUCAAUUCUGCAAUGAUAAGAAAACCCCCACCUCCAUCUCCUCCAAAGCUUCCAAUAAUAGGAAACCUCCACCAACUUGGCACCCUCCCUCACCGCACUCUCCAUUCCUUUGCUCAAAGCUAUGGCCCUGUAAUGUUACUUCACUUUGGAAAGGUGCCAAUUCUUGUGGCCUCAACAGCUGAGGCAGCUCGUGAGGUUAUGAAAACCCAUGACCUUGUUUUCUCCAAUAGACCACAUCGUAAGAUGUUUGAUAUAAUCUUGUACGGUUCAAAAGAUGUGGCAUCUGCUCCAUAUGGCAACUACUGGAGGCAGAUAAGGAGUAUAAGUGUCUUGCAUCUUCUCAGUGCCAAAAAGGUUCAAUCCUUUGGUGCAUUGAGAGAAGAGGAAAUCUCCACAAUGAUGGAAGAGAUCAAGCAGGGCUGCUCUUCUUCGAUGUCUGUGAAUUUAACUGAUUUAUUCUCUACUGUCACGAAUAACAUAGUGUGUAGAGCUGCUCUCGGAAGGAGAUACAGUGGAGAAGGAGGGACUAAGCUUCGGGGGCCAUUGAAUGAGAUGAUGGAGCUGCUGGGUGCUUCAGCUGUAGGGGACUACGUCCCUUGGCUUGAUUGGUUGGGAAGUGUUAAUGGAACUUAUGGUAGGGCAAAGAGAGUGGCUAAACAGCUUGAUGAAUUUUUUGAUGAAGUUGUUGAGGAGCAUGUUAGUAAGAGAGGGCAUGAUGCGCAUGGUGAUGAUGAAAUGAAGAAUGAUUUGGUGGACAAUUUGUUGAGGAUCCAAAAAACAGAUGCCAUGGGGUUUCAGAUUGAUAGAACAAUCAUAAAGGCUUUGAUCCUGGAUGGGUAUUUGUUUCAGGAUAUGUUUGUAGCAGGUACUGAAACUAGCUCCUCAAUCCUAGAGUGGAUAAUGACAGAACUCUUAAGGCACCCAAUUGUGAUGCAGAAGCUACAAGGUGAGGUGAGGAAUGUGGUCAGUGGUAGAACUCACGUAACUGAGGAAGAUUUAAGCAGCAUGCAUUACUUGAAGGCAGUGAUCAAAGAAACUUUUCGAUUACAUCCCCCAGCUCCCUUGUUGCUUCCAAGGGAAUCCAUGGAAGAUGCCAAAGUGAUGGGUUAUGACAUUGCAAAGGGCACACAAGUAAUAGUGAAUGCUUGGGCAAUUGGAAGAGAUGGUUCUUAUUGGGAGCAACCUCUGGAGUUCAAACCAGAGAGAUUCUUAAAUAGUUCAAUAGAUGUGAGAGGACAUGAUUUUGAAGUGAUACCAUUUGGAGCAGGAAGGAGGGGAUGUCCAGGAAUAACGUUUGCCAUGAAUGAGAUUGAGCUGGUCCUAGCAAACCUUGUUCACCAAUUUGAUUGGGAAGUGCCUGGUGGAGUAGUGGGGGAUCGGACACUGGACAUCACUGAAACUGCUGGGUUAACCAAUCGUAGAAAAUGGCCGCUGAUUGCAAUUGCAUCCCAUCCUGCAUAA